AUGAAGUCCACCUUUUUGAUCGCAGCAAUUUGUAUUGGUUUUUCUGUUGGUCGACCUGCUGAAUCAAUGAUUGAAGAGGAAUUCGCAAAAUAUCAAAUGACACCAGAAAAAAUUUCUGACAUUUUGAAAGCUUAUGAACAUUAUAAAGAGUUUAUACCCGAGUCAGUUUACAAUAUUCUGGCUAAUCUGAGUGACGAGACAAAGGCUCAAAUAGCGCAAAUGAUAAAUGAUUAUCAUAGCGGAAAGUUUGAGACGCCGAAGGAUGUCAAUGGACUUUUGUCAAUUAUUAAGAAAGAUUAUCCUCUCAUAUCCCCUGCUGCGACUGGAAUCAAUGACUUCUAUCGUCAGAAACUUGCUUUACUCGGACCAAAAGCUCAAGAACUUUUCAACAAAUGGGAGGCUCAAGGAUACGCUGAUGCGAACCCAGAUAAAAUUCUUUGGGCUUGUCAUUUGUUCAACAAUAUUCCAACUAUUGUAUCAGAGCUUCAAGGCUUACUCCAGGAUUCGGAUGAAGCAGAAAAAAUAGAUGAGCAGUUCCCAGAAUUGCAAAAAUUCUUGCACAGCAAGGAAUACGAGGCUUAUACCAUUGUUGUUAAGCAAAUGAAGACCCUUGAUUGUGAAAAAGAUCGCGAUCAAGUUUUCAAUACAAUUAAACUCUUUGAUAUGCACAAUGUUCUUACCACGAAAGAAUAG
Messenger RNA from Caenorhabditis bovis, 693 nucleotides. NCBI's taxonomy places the organism in Eukaryota, Metazoa, Nematoda, Chromadorea, Rhabditida, Rhabditidae. The record is from the annotation of a GenBank genome assembly.